Molecule: messenger RNA, 2496 nt
Organism: Onthophagus taurus
Lineage: Eukaryota; Metazoa; Arthropoda; Insecta; Coleoptera; Scarabaeidae
Gene: CPSF2
Product: cleavage and polyadenylation specificity factor subunit 2
Biological process (GO): mRNA 3'-end processing by stem-loop binding and cleavage
Cellular component (GO): mRNA cleavage and polyadenylation specificity factor complex
Molecular function (GO): RNA binding
Source: RefSeq, a predicted model, not a curated record
GCAAACAAACAAAACUCAACAAGGUGGCAACAACAACCUAAAAAUUUAAGAAAAAUCGUUUUAAUCUCUUAUUUUUUAAAAGAAGAGGUUUAUUUCUUACAAAAAUCAUUAUAUUCUUAAUUAAGUAACAUUAAAACAUUGAUGAAAUAGUUACAAUAACAAUCUAAACUUCUCGCGGUUAAUUUUAAGCAUCUAAAAAAACAUAACCUCAACAUUUAAACCAUGACUUCUAUUAUAAAAUUAACAGCCCUUUCUGGGGCUAAAGACGAGUCUCCGCCUUGUUACAUCCUACAAGUGGACGAAGUAAGAAUACUUUUAGAUUGCGGUUGGGACGAGAAAUUUGAUUUCGAAGUUAUAAAAGAAAUAAAAAGGCACAUUCACUUAAUUGACGCAGUUCUAAUUUCUUACCCAGAUGUUUCCCAUUUAGGGGCUUUACCUUAUCUAGUUGGAAAGUUAGGUUUAAAUUGUCCUAUUUAUGCCACAAUACCAGUUUAUAAAAUGGGACAAAUGUUUAUGUACGAUUUGUACCAAUCCCAUCAUAACAUGGAUGAUUUUGAAUUGUUUACUUUAGACGAUGUUGAUGCGGCUUUCGACAAAAUCGUACAAUUAAAAUAUAAUCAAAGCGUUUCGAUGAAAGGGAAAGGUUAUGGGUUGACAAUUACUCCUCUUCCUGCAGGACACAUGAUUGGAGGCACAAUUUGGAAAAUUAUGAAAGUUGGGGAAGAAGAUAUAAUUUAUGCAAAUGAUUUUAAUCAUAAAAAGGAAAGACAUUUAAACGGCUGUGAAAUGGAAAAAUUACUUCGACCUUCUUUAUUGAUAACAGAUGCUUUUAAUGCUAGUUAUCAACAAGCUAGAAGAAGAACUAGGGAUGAAAAAUUAAUGACAAAUAUUCUUCAAACUUUGCGUAAUAACGGAAAUGUUUUAAUAGCCGUCGAUACCGCAGGGAGAGUUUUAGAAUUAGCUCAUAUGCUAGAUCAACUUUGGAGAAAUAAAGAUUCUGGUUUAUUAGCGUAUUCUUUGGCUUUAUUAAAUAAUGUUAGCUAUAACGUUGUUGAAUUUGCAAAAUCCCAGAUUGAAUGGAUGAGUGAUAAACUAAUGAAAAGUUUCGAAGGAGCCAGGAACAAUCCGUUUCAAUUUAAACAUUUACAAUUAUGCCACAGUUUACAAGAAUUAGCAAAAGUUUCCAAUCCCAAAGUGGUCUUAGCAAGUUCAGCAGAUAUGGAAAGUGGAUUUAGUCGAGAAUUAUUCCUCCAAUGGUGUUCAAACGCAAACAACAGCAUCAUAAUCACAACUAGAACAUCUCCAGGAACCUUAGCACGAGAUUUAGUCGAUAAUGGCGGUGGGAGAACUAUUGAUUUAGAUGUAAAAAAAAGGAUUAAAUUAGAAGGGGCUGAAUUGGAGGAAUACGAAAAGAGGCAAAAAGAAAAGCAACAAAGCAUUACUUUUAAAGGGGAAGAUAUAGAUUCCGAUUCUGAUGAUGAUAUUGAAAUGAGUAUCAUUUCUAAAGGUCGUCAUGACAUUGUUAUUAAACAGGAAGGGAAAAUACAUGGCGGAUUUUUUAAAGCAACCAAAAAACAACAUCCUAUGUUUCCUUUUAAAGAAGAAAAAAUAAAAAGUGAUGAAUAUGGUGAAAUUAUUAAACCGGAAGAUUAUAAAUUAGCUGAUGCUGUAAUUGAGCCAGAAGAUAACAAAGAAAACAUUGUUGUUAAAAAAGAGGAGGAUCAUAUAUGUGAAACAACAGAAGCUCCAACAAAAUGUAUAGUUUUACAUCGAACUGUACAAGUAAAUGCCCAAGUACAAUACAUUGAUUUCGAAGGUCGUUCAGACGGUGAAUCUUUAUUGAAAAUUUUAUCACAAUUAAGACCGCGUCGAGUAAUCGUCAUAAGAGGUGACCCAGAAAGUACUGAAACCCUCGUAAAACAUUGCAAAGAAAACGUUGAAUCCCGCGUUUUUAGCCCGUCCAGGGGCGAAACUGUCGAUGCUACAAGUGAAACGCAUAUUUAUCAAGUGCGUCUUACUGAUGCAUUAGUAUCCCAAUUGGAAUUUCAAAAAGGUAAAGAUGCCGAAUUGGCUUGGAUUAAUGCUCAAAUUUUAAUCAGGGAGAGUCAGGUUGAUGCAAAACCAGCCGGUUUAGAUGAUGAAGAAGAGGCAAUGGAAGUUGAAGAAGAAAGCACUAAAAUUUUGACAUUAGAACCUUUAUUAAACAACAAUAUUCCACACGAUACAGUUUUCAUCAAUGAAUUAAAACUUUCUGAGUUCAAACAGGUUUUGGCUAAAUCAAACAUUACCUCUGAAUUUUCUGGAGGUGUUUUAUGGUGUUGUAAUGGGACAAUCGCUAUAAGAAGGAUUGAAUCUGGUCGUGUUUUAAUUGAAGGGUGUAUUUCUGAAGAAUAUUAUAAAGUUCGCGAAUUACUUUAUGAACAAUAUGCUAUUUUAUAAAAUAUGAUUGGAGAUUAAAUUAUUUUUAAUAAACAUUAAUUUUAAGUUUUGAAUGAA